Molecule: messenger RNA, 1211 nt
Organism: Ananas comosus (pineapple)
Lineage: Eukaryota; Viridiplantae; Streptophyta; Magnoliopsida; Poales; Bromeliaceae
Exons: 3
Coding region: 498-1211 (237 amino acids)
Source: RefSeq, a predicted model, not a curated record
CUUAAUGAAGCGGAAUCAACGAUCAAAUCGUAUAAAGACAAGGUUGGAUUUUUGGAGGAACAAUUUGAAGAAUCGCACAAAUCCAACAAGGCCUUGACUAAUCAAGUUCAUCAACUCCAAUCCGAUAUUCAAAGAUUUUCUUCGGGAUCUAAGAAAUUGGAUCAUAUGCUCGGGUUGGGUCAAACGAAUAAGUUGGGCCUCGGAUAUGAAGUAACAUGUGUUGAGAAGGAUUCAAAAUCAACUUCUAAAGCCUCAACAAAUUUAAAAGAAAAGGUGUGUCAUCGAUGUGGCAUCAAAGGACACAUCAAAAGGAGUUGUCGGAACAAGGAUUUGAAACCUCAAACGGCAUCGUCUACAACUCGACAUCCCCUACGGAAUCAAAAGCCAAAUCAAGUGAGUCGAGUACAUCAAAAGAAUCGGAUUUCUAAACCACAAGUCAAGGUCUACCUAAGUCUCAAGCGAAGAAAACACCAACGGUUGAUCUAAAAUUUAAGCAAAUGGCAUCAAACGUCGACAAGCUGAGAAAAACAAAGAUUCGACAAGUUUGGAUUCGGAAAGGCAGUGGUCGUGGACGUGGUCAAGGUCAUCGAGGGACCUCAAAGAGAGCUCGUGCUGCUAUAGGAGAGUCCGGUUCAGAUCCGGAGUAUCAAGCAAGCUCGCAGGAAGAAACAGAAGAAGCGGCGACUCGAGCUGCUAAAGGAAAGAGUGUUGUGGGCGAAUCAUCUCAUGGCGGUGGUUCUCGUACGCGUGAGGGACGUACAAAACGAGCCGCGGAUGUCCUUUCAGCACGACAAAGGUUAUAUAUGUCGAAGUCGUGCAUAGCUGAACGCUUCGUGAACUUCAAUGACCUGUUUUGGGAUGUUCCUGAUUUUGGACGACUGCUACAGCGUGCACCGAUUGAGCCAGCUGGACGGGUUCCUGCCAAGGCUCCCUUCUGUGUGGAACUCAUUCGGGAGUUCUAUAUGAAUGGGAAGGUACUUGCUGAAGAUGAGGAGACAGGCACUUUUCUUUUCGAGACUGUUGAAAAUGGCGUUUUUUCUCGUGUUGGUGUUAACGGUGCUUAUGGCCGUGGGCAGCGGUCGUGGACGUGGUCGAGGUCGCCGAGGGACCUCAAAGAGAGCCCGUGCUGCUACAGGAGAGUCCAGUUCAGAUCCGGAGUAUCAAGCAAGCUCGUAGGAAGAAACAGAAGAAGCGGCGACUCGAGCUGCUAA